This is a messenger RNA of Cylicocyclus nassatus, 1314 nucleotides long. NCBI's taxonomy places the organism in Eukaryota, Metazoa, Nematoda, Chromadorea, Rhabditida, Strongylidae. The record is from the annotation of a GenBank genome assembly.
UCCAGGCUACCCGAGAUCUCAAUAAUGCACUAGGCAAAUGUCUUGGUAUAUAGAGGAACAGGAGCCAGUCUACCUUGACUAUAAUGCGACGACUCCGCUGGAUCCGUCAGUAAAAGCUGCAGUUACAGCAGGCCUCGAGUUAUGGGCAAAUCCAGCUAGCGGGAAUCCUAUAGCAUUGAAAGCUAAGGAGGAAAUCGACAAAGCGAGAAAUUCGCUUGCUGCAUUGCUACAUGUCUCAGCUGAUGAAGUGAUCUUUACAUCAGGUGGAACUGAAGGGAACAACUGGGUGAUCCAUUCGGCUGUUGAGAGGUUCAAAGCAGAACAUCCGGGCGAAAAGCCCCAUAUCAUCUGCUCUGCGAUCGAACAUCCGUCCAUCCUUGAACCAUUGCACCAUUUGCAAGAUAAUGGAGAAAUAGAGAUGUCUAUUCUCCCGAUAGAUCAGAAGACUGGACAAAUAACGCCAUCCGAUGCUCUUCAACUAGUGACUCCAUCGACAUGUCUGGUGACUGUGAUGCUAGCAAAUAACGAGACUGGCGUAAUACAGCCAAUUGCUGAUCUUAGCGAUGCUGUCCGGAAAGCUUCAAGCAAGCACGGUACAACUGUCUUCCUCCACUCGGAUGCUACCCAAGCAAUUGGCAAGAUAGACGUAAAUCUCGCGGAAUUGAAAGUGGAUGCAAUUACCGUAGCUGGACACAAGUUCUACGGGCCCCGAAAUGGCGCAUUGGUUCUGCGGUCAAAGUAUACUACCAAUAUCGUGCCUAUGUUACACGGAGGAGGGCAGGAAAGGAAGCUCAGAUCUGGUACUGAAAAUACUCCUAUGAUUAUGGGCCUAGGAGCCGCUGCUGCUGUAUGCAAUCUACCCAAAACAGAAACACAUCUUCGAGCUGUUCGAGACUACUUUGAAAAGCAGCUGAAGGAAGCCAUUCCCGAUGAAAAUAUCAUCCAUUUUGCCUCUUCCCCGCGGCUACCAAACACCAGCUCGGUGGCUUUUGUGAAAUACCCGAAGACUUCGUCGGAUCUUAUGAGCAAAUGCAAGUCGUUUUACGCAAGUAGUGGAUCGGCUUGCCAUUCGGGUGCAGUCAGUCCCGUAUUGUUAACUUGCGGAAUUACUAAAGAGAUGGCCGAAAGAACGAUACGAUUCAGUUUUGGCAGAGAAACAACUAAUGAGGAUGUGGAUCGAGUGGUGAAAGAACUGAAGGCAAUGAUGUUUUUGGCAAAACAUGGAAGUUCACUGAUGAAUGUCAUUAACGCGGGUCCCGUUCCGGGAUUUUGACCAAGUCAAUAUUUAUUUUUCUUUUCUAAUAAAAGUUCAUU